AUGAAUUACCUGGAGGCGACUGCUUUUCGAAUACGAGAUAUCAAAACUCGGAACUCUUCGUCUAGCAACGAUCCUAGUGAUCCACUGACGUUCAUUAUGUCUCAGGAUGGGUCUUUCGGUCUAUACACUAAUGCACAUCGGCAAACUAGUACUGAUGUCGAAGUUGACGUUUCUGCCUGCGACAUUAUUAAUCGGUUGGAGCUUCGAGAACCUGCGGAGACUCUGAACGCCGGACUGGCUUUCCUUUGGACCGAAGAACGUAUGCGAAGGGCGGCAUUGGUAAAGACUGGAAUUAUCAAUGAAGCCUCCGUGGAGAUGCCUUCUGUGGAUGAGCUUCUUCCACUAGCUAGUGGGUCUACUGUUUGUGAUGCUUCCAUGGAUACUAGAAUUAGGUGCUUAUGGUGCGUAACUGCAUAG
This is a messenger RNA of Hydatigera taeniaeformis, 417 nucleotides long. Lineage: Eukaryota; Metazoa; Platyhelminthes; Cestoda; Cyclophyllidea; Taeniidae. The record is from the annotation of a GenBank genome assembly.